Molecule: messenger RNA, 3539 nt
Organism: Cyprinodon tularosa
Lineage: Eukaryota; Metazoa; Chordata; Actinopteri; Cyprinodontiformes; Cyprinodontidae
Gene: mmp15b
Product: matrix metallopeptidase 15b
Exons: 10
Coding region: 532-2505 (657 amino acids)
Biological process (GO): extracellular matrix organization; collagen catabolic process; proteolysis
Cellular component (GO): extracellular matrix
Molecular function (GO): metalloendopeptidase activity; zinc ion binding
Source: RefSeq, a predicted model, not a curated record
AUUGUCCCACCGGCGCCGGCAGGGUGACAGCGGACUGUCCAGGAGGAGAAGGGAAAACCGAACAGAGUUAGAGAACCGGGAAAGCUUCCAACUUUUUUUUUUUUUUCGCGAACCGCGAUAAAUUAAAUAGAUAAUUAAUUUAUUAAACCGAAGGAACCGAUGAGCGCAGCGGUCAGUUUGAACUUUAUCCAAAUAACUUCAGUUCGGCUGCACUCGAUGAUCACGAGGUUACUGGAUCAUAUCAGCUGAUUUCUGUUUGUGGCUGGGGGAGUUUGAGGAUGAAAGAGAACUAAAACACGACCCAAGCGGUCACUUUGAAGUGGCUUAAAUGGGACGGGCUCACGUGCUCGUGUCCUUUUACAGAUAACAGCAGAGAAGGUGCAGCUGUCCAGACCCACGACUGCGCUACCUCUCAGGAUAGAGACAGAGGACAGGACACUAAGGACAGAGGAAAGGAAAUAAAAACAACCUCCACUCUGACACUGAGCCCAACAGAUACAUCGCUUAUCUUUCUAGAAACCCGCCCGGACUAUGGCCGCCUCCUCACAAGACAGCUGCCUCUGGUUGCUCUGGAGACGGACCCUGCUCGCGCUGUGGCUGUGCGCUGCAGCGCGUGGGGCGGAGGAUGAAAGAGAUUUCAACGCCGAGUCGUGGCUGAGGAUGUAUGGCUACCUGCCCCAGGCCAACCGACAGAUGUCCACCAUGCGAUCAGCUCAGAUCCUGUCCAACGCCAUCAGUGACAUGCAGCGCUUCUAUGGUCUGGAGGUGACUGGCCAGAUGGACUCCCAAACCGUCAGCGCCAUGAAGAGACCCAGAUGUGGUGUGCCUGACAAGUUUGGAAGGCAGAUCAAAACCAAUGUUCGUCGGAAGCGUUAUGCUCUCACUGGACAUAAAUGGAGCAAAAGACAUCUCACUUACAGCAUUCAGAACUUCACUCCCAAAAUUGGAGAGUAUAACUCGUAUGAUGCCGUUCGACGGGCCUUUAAGGUCUGGGAGGGAGUCACCCCACUGGUAUUUGAAGAAAUCCCCUACCAGGAAAUCAAAUAUGGCCGCCGUAAGGAGCCAGACAUCAUGAUCUUCUUUGCUUCGGGUUUUCACGGUGACAGCUCUCCGUUUGACGGCGAGGGGGGUUUCCUGGCUCACGCAUACUUCCCUGGACCUGGUAUGGGUGGGGACACACACUUUGACGCAGAUGAACCCUGGACCAUAGGAAGGCACAAUGUACAAGGUAACGACCUCUUCCUGGUGGCAGUCCAUGAACUGGGACACGCCCUGGGCUUAGAGCACUCCAGUAACCCCAUGGCCAUCAUGGCUCCCUUUUAUCAGUGGAUGGAGACAGAGAACUUUGAGCUGCCUGACGACGAUCGACUCGGCAUCCAGCAGAUCUAUGGUCAGCCUGACAGCGGCCCCACUCAGGCCCUGCCCACUAUGCCAGCUCGUCGCCCGGAGCCCAGACCACCUCAGACUCCCCCCCGACAUCCCGACCGGCCCAGAACCACCGACAGACCCGAUCACUACGGGCCCAACAUCUGUGAAGGGAACUUCGACACUGUUGCUAUGCUGCGUGGAGAGAUGUUUGUUUUUAAGGGUCGGUGGUUCUGGAGGGUGCGCAGGAACAGGGUCCUCGACAACUACCCCAUGCCCAUCGGACACUUCUGGAGGGGUCUCCCAGGGGACAUCGAUGCUGCUUACGAGAGACAUGACGGCAGGUUCGUCUUCUUUAAAGCGAACAGAUUCUGGCUCUUCAGGGAGGCAAACCUUGAACCAGGCUACCCUCAGGAGCUGGUUGAUUAUGGGCGAGAUAUUCCAUAUGAUCGGAUAGAUACAGCCAUCUGGUGGGAACCGUCUGGCUACACUUACUUUUUCCAAGGAGACAGAUACUGGCGCUUCGAUGAGACGUCACGGUCUGCUGACAGGGGCUACCCAAAGUCAAUCGAUAUCUGGGAUUCUUCAGUGCCUGCUUCUCCCAAGGGGGCCUUCCUGACUGAUGAUGGGGCAUACACCCUCUUCUAUAAGGGCUCCAAGUACUGGAAGUUUGAUAACCAACGUAUGAAGAGUGAACCGGGCUAUCCAAAGUCCAUCCUCAGAGACUUCAUGGGCUGUAGUGUGGACCUGGAUCCUGACAAAGACACAGACUCCGGGCGCAAAUACCCAGACCCGAACCGACCACCAUUCAACCCAGACCCAGGACGUGAUGGCGACAAGGGCAAAGAACGGGAGGGAGCAGGCCGUGAAGGAACCGACUCUGACAAGGGAAAAGGCUCAGACAGAGACAAGAAUGAAGACUAUGUUGAGGGUCGGGAAGAAGACACCAAUGAAGUAGAUGUUGUGCUGAAGGUGGACAACAGUGAGCUACGAACCAUGAACAUUCUGAUGGUGACCAUCCCUCUGGUCUUGGUGAUGUGCAUCCUUGGUCUGAUUUAUGCCAUUAUUAAUACGCUACAGAGCAAAGGAACACCUCGGUUGCUGGUGCAUUGUAAGCGCUCCCUUCAGGACUGGGUCUGACAUUUGGCUCAAGGAAGCACUGAAUACCAGACCUCCCCUCCUCUAACCCAGAGCUCUUUCUGUUGAUCCAGCUGUCCUCUGUGGUUCCUGCAGCUCUUAGUAAAUGUGAUGGUAGAUCCAUGCUGAUGCAGUACUGACGUAAAUUAUGUCUUACAUUUAAAGACACUGACACAACACCUUAACCACCUCCCAUCUCCCAUGGUGCUCUAUGAUACAUUAACAGUAGUCUAUUUAUAAGAGAAAACUUUGCACAUUUUGUUUUGUUUUGGUUCCUUCUUUGUGACGCUUCAUGUUGUUUUCACUUCUUAACCAGGAAAGCUUUUCUAUUCAACUCUUUGCAAGGCCCUUCCCCUAAUCUUAGCAGUAGUCUUAGUUUUUGCGGAUAUCACAAAAUCUGCUUAUAUCAUCUCACAAAGUGUUACCAGAGGUGUAGACAGAGAACCAGCCCUCAAGCACGGCUGUUGAUCAAUUCUGUCAUCAUAGUAUAGUAGAUAAAAGUCAUGCUGAUGGGGUUUAACUGGACAUAGCUAGCUCUGAUUUAAACAAACCCCUGAGUUUAAAAAAAUGUUGGCAGUUGUAGACCAAGAGUCUUUCCUUGAAGUCUUGCUUUUUUGGUCACAUCAUUUGAUUGGAUUAUCCGAUCACAUCAACAUGUCUUCUAGAUUCUUUGGUCAGAAAAAAAGAUUUUUAGAAAUUCUUUCCAAAGUGAGAAUUUUUAAAACCAGCUUUGGAUAUGUUGACUUGACAUACCCAAAGUAGCCUAAAUCCUUUUUAACUAUUCUAGAAACUACUGCUCUAGAAACUAGAAAAACAGUGGAGCUCUUGGUUUAAUUAGAACUCAUAGUUGUGCUAAAAAAGGUAAUGACUGGCAGGAAGUUGUGAACUCUGUCAACAGCAAUAAGAGCUAAAUUUGUCUCUGCCUGGUUUUAAAGCAAAAGUCCGGUCAUUGUCAGAAUUCAAACCUCUGAAAGUACUUUAAAUACAAAAUUAUCCCAUACUGUUCAAUAAAUGAUAAGUGUUUUAAUUAAGAGUCA